CACUUCCGGCGGCGUUUCCUGUCAGUGUUUAUAAACUGGGGAAAAAUUGGAAGUGCGACAAGAAAUAAUAAUCCACAAAACUCUUAAAAACGAAAGGCUUUGGCCCCUGAUGAUUUGGGUGGGUGUGGUCUCUUCUGUUACCCCUCAUCUUGAGUGAAGCCCCCUCUGUUCCCCCCCAAACACACACGCAUUCAAACCACGGCGAUGACACACCAUUCCAACAACUCUGUUCGAGACCAUAUGAAAUGGGCCGGGUUGCUGGGCUGUGAGGCGGUGCUGUCCAGCAUGGCCCUCAUGCAAGCCAACAACAUCCCAGGCCAGAAGAGGAUGAUGUCGUCCUUGAGUCAGGGACACAGGGCCAGUCCCGAGAGCCACCAGACUCACUCGCAGCACAGCCACAACCACCACGGACACCAGGUUCACCACGGACAAGCGCAGCACAGCCACCUGGGCCAUCACUCAGCAGGCAGCUGUCCGCCCCUUCUGAUCCGAAAAGAUGGAGAUUAUCACUCAUCAAGAAUGAUGGAUGAAAAGGAUGUGCAGGCAAACCAGAAUAUGCAACCCAAGAAGAAGCACAAAAAAUCUGGGUCAUCCAACAAAGUGAAAGAGAAAGUGGAGCAUAUCCUUCCACCAAUGGACAUGGAUGAUGACGACGACCUUUCCUUGAAAGUCCAGAAGAACUUCAUCUGUGACCACUGCUAUGGAGCUUUUCGGAGUAGCUACCACCUCAAACGACAUAUACUCACACAUACAGGAGAAAAGCCAUAUGCCUGUGAUGCGUGUGAUAUGCGGUUCAUUCAGCGCUACCACCUGGACAGACACAAGAGGGUGCACAGUGGAGAGAAGCCGUACCAGUGUGAUCGCUGCCAUCAGAACUUCUCAAGAACGGACAGGCUACUGAGACACCGACGGCUAUGUACAGUCGGGAUGAGCAAAGAGGAAAACCAGUUCUCACAGGACACAUCUGCCCAUCCAGCUUCCUGGAGCCCCCUACAGCCUUCCAACAACCGUCUGACUGUCUGACCCUCAGCUUCACACAGAGACCCUUCAGACAGCAGCAGUCUGCGGCUCAGUGACAUCGCACGUUGGAGUUCAACAGUCUUGUAAUCCUGAAAACGGCCUAGCUCAAACACAACCAAACUUUAGUUUGCUCUAGCAGCUCCUUCAUAGAGCUUGAUAGUGGAUUUUUGUACUUUUUUUAAUCUAUUGUUACAUUCAUGUACAGGCAAAAGAGAAAGGACUAAUAGAGGAUCUUGGAUAACAGGUGAUGAUAUAAUGGCAAUAACAGAAAGCGCACACAUGUAUAUUUUGGUAAUGCUGCCAAGGGAUUGCAAGUAUUUUUGACCGCAUUGACCUGCAAUCAAACCCACUGCUGCCCUCUAGUACAUGUGGACAGUUGACUAAAGGACACGUACAGAACUGUGCAGCUUUUAAGUGUUCAUGUCCUUCUCAUUUUGUGUUCUCAAUGUUACUAAUCCUGCACCAGCUACUGCUCAUGAGCGAAAGACCACAGCAGACUUAUGGUUCAGGCUGCCUUAAGGUUGUAAUUAGGCGCCAAUCUGAAAUUAAAUUAAAUGUACUUUUUUGAUAACACUCAUCUAAACAUGAAAGAGGCUUGUUACAGAGUCGAAUACAAGCUAGUCAUACAUUUUUAAUUCAUGUACAAGCCUUUUUUCCCCCAACACACAAGUCUUAAAUGGAUGUAAAAUAAUUUAUCACCAGCUAUUUCAGAACUGAAAGAAUAACUGCAGGUGAAUUCCUGUUGUUGAAGUUGAAGAUGAUGAUGAUGAAAAACACUAAAGGUUGACUGGAUGUUCCCGAAACGUUACAUUUUCAACCAAUCUCGAGUUUAGUUAAGUUGUGAAGAGACGGUUGGCUCACACAUUCUCUGGUCACUGGUCCCAGUUUCAAAGGUGUUUUGUCUUGACUGUUUAUAGGUUACACACCUGAGGCAGAUUUGAAGGCUGAAAGGUUUUGUAGGAAGUGCCCUGAUUCAUUUUUUUUGUUUUGUUUUUUUAAGCUCUUGAAAGAAGUUAGUGAGUUUUUAAAUAUUUUUUUUUUUAUAAUGUGAACUGGAUUAGGAACCGCCCGUUUGUUACGAAAAUGAGGUGUUUCCUGAAGAGCUCCUAAAAUAAUUAGGUUCAUUCAUAGAGUUGAUGAGCUCAGCUCCGUCUUGACCCGACUGAAUGUGAUCUGAAUACAGUGCCGUGAUAUUUCAUCUCUUGAGCAUCUUCAGUGAAGGUGACUAAUUGUAUGCAGUGGACAGGGGGAAUAUAAAGUCCACGUGGUGUUUUUGUAUGACGAUAGCCUUCAUUAUCUUGUGUUCGGACUGUAAACACUGGACUGAAGAGGUUAGCUCAGUUGUAGAGGAUUGUAUUGUAGUCUGGUACACCUUGCUGUCAAACUUUUAGAUCAUGGGAAAGGAGUUUGGGGGCCCCAUCACCGACUUGUCAACUUUUUAUGAAGUUAAUAUAUAUUUAAAUUGUAUUAGGGCUAGAAAAUAGUAUGUAUGGGACCUACACUCCAAAAGAAAAUGAAAGUAUUUACAAAGUUAUAAUCAUUAGUCUGAUGAUUUCUUAUGACAACUGAAAAGAGUAUUGCAAGUCAUCCUUCAACUUAAUAUUAGGAGUAAACGCUGCAACUGUCGCCCUUUUAGUAUAGCAGCCAUGAUUAGUCAGUAUAUUUUUUGGUUUCUUUAGCAUGUAUUUGUUGGAGGAUCUUGUAUAAAUUUUGUUUUUGGGUAAAGACGUAUUUUUUAAAAAUGUGAGCCCCACCUUAUUUGUCAUUUCUGGGGUGAAGUGAAAUCAAUUUUGACUCAGUCAUACUGUAGUAUGGAGUUUGUAAAGGAGUUUUAGGGCCCCAUAUCUCAAUAAAGCUGUUACACUUUUUCAACAAA
This is a messenger RNA of Acanthopagrus latus (yellowfin seabream), 2896 nucleotides long. RefSeq names its product zinc finger protein 740b (gene znf740b). NCBI's taxonomy places the organism in Eukaryota, Metazoa, Chordata, Actinopteri, Spariformes, Sparidae. The transcript has 7 exons. The coding region runs from base 205 to 1023 and encodes 272 amino acids. The record is from RefSeq and is a predicted model, not a curated record. Gene Ontology annotation, molecular function: RNA polymerase II cis-regulatory region sequence-specific DNA binding; DNA-binding transcription factor activity, RNA polymerase II-specific. Gene Ontology annotation, cellular component: nucleus. Gene Ontology annotation, biological process: regulation of transcription by RNA polymerase II.